UCAAACUAAGCGCGGACGACCUAGGAUCGUGGAUAGAAAUGAUCCGAUGGCACCCUGUCAACCAAGUUCAGGAGAAACACCAAUGCCAUUGCACGUGGUUACUGUGUCUCUAUCAGCCGAGACACAGCUUUUGACACCGAGUCAACUAUGAGCCGCCAGGACCGAUUCCGGGGGACUUGAACGUUGUACUGCCCCUACGAACAGACCACUAGAGUCGCAUGGCAGGCUUAGGGCCGAAGUCAACCAUGUGGAUCUCGACCACAAUCACUAUUGUUGCCAAACACGCCUUGUCGGCGCGACUACGGAGGACGCCAGGCUGCCUUCGUCAUCUCCGCCAGCCUAUACUUGAGUUUCUCUGGCCGCACACAACGGUCCCGACGGCACGGGGUCAAAGCUUUUUCGAAAUCCAUCUUCGCGACCAUGAUUACGCCUUCGGCCAAUCCGAUGAUACUGAUGCAGGGUGUUGGUCGAAGCCGAACGUCAUGCAAGAAAAAAGGAAGCCCGGUGUCAAUGACCGGGACUGUCCGCUAAACGCCUAUGACCUACUUUCACGACUGCAAGCUGCCGUUGAUAGCGCACUUUCCUGCCAAGGCAAAUCCUCUCCCUUUCUCAUAGGCUGUCUGUGGCGUUUCAUCCAAGCCCAUGGCGGACGGGUAGUUGCAGACUUGAUGCAUAGAAGGGGAGCAGGUCAGCGAGGCUUGGAAGGCGUCCUCCUCCGUUCACAACGCAAGACCUCGACUCACCAGGCUACACGGCGGCGCAGGUCAGUAGACUCUCCACUUCUUAGCUUGAAGAUAAUUAGUGCCUUGGAUCUAAGCCCGAAUCCCUCUGUUGUAUCAUCUCUGGACUAAAAGGAGAGGGAGAGAGAGAGAGAAACGUUGCCUGGGUUAUCUACUGACCUUGGCUUUAGGCCGCAAUGGCUGCUAGCAGCAGGCUGAAUGGGAUAGUGACAUGCCAUCCGGAUUGCAUCCUCGGACACGAUUACAAAGACUUGCUUGCCUGAAUAGCCCCAUGGAUUUGGACCAUUGAGAAGCUUGGCAGACAAAGUCGAGUCGUACGG
Messenger RNA from Colletotrichum navitas, 1060 nucleotides. RefSeq lists its product as uncharacterized. Lineage: Eukaryota; Fungi; Ascomycota; Sordariomycetes; Glomerellales; Glomerellaceae. The record is from RefSeq and is a predicted model, not a curated record. The transcript has a single exon. The coding region runs from base 219 to 851 and encodes 210 amino acids.